Molecule: messenger RNA, 3261 nt
Organism: Panonychus citri (citrus red mite)
Lineage: Eukaryota; Metazoa; Arthropoda; Arachnida; Trombidiformes; Tetranychidae
Product: large neutral amino acids transporter small subunit 4-like
Biological process (GO): transmembrane transport
Molecular function (GO): transmembrane transporter activity
Source: RefSeq, a predicted model, not a curated record
ACAACAACAAUAAAAACAACAAUUAGCUUAAUAAUAAUCAAUUAAUCAAAAUGUACCAAAAUUAUCAAUCAACUAAUCGUAUAAUCAAAUUGUCAUCAGAUUAUAUGAACAAUCAAUAAGAUUAGUAGAUAUUCAACUUUCUAAAUCUAAAUUGUGACAACAAUUGAAUAGAUUAGUUACUAAAUUAAGGAAAGACAAGGUUAAUUUCCCGCCUUCGUCAAUCCCACCACCCACUUUGCAUCUUAAUUGUUACAAUUAACAUCACCUUCAUCGAAUCUCCACCUUCUCUCUCUCUCUCUCUCUCUUCCUCCUCCUUCGUCGAAUAUUUUUUCUCCCUCUCUCAGAAUUCAUAUGAUUCGGAAUAGGUAAGUUCGACGUGAUGUAUGUUCUAUUCUCCCCCUUUUCUUCUCUCUCUUUCUUUUUCAUCUCUUCCUCUGAGAAAACAUGAUUUUCAUCUGUGUAAACGAUUCGCCUCCACCUCGACACCACCACGAACAUCAUCACACUCACAGUUAUCUCUGGACUCGAACAAGUUCCCACCUCUUUCGAGCGGAGAAAAAAAGUUCUAAGUGUCCCCUCCCAUAUUCACUUAUUAUUAUCAUUAUGUUAUCAUCAUCAUCUUCAUCUUUAUCAUCUUCAUCUUUUUGUUAAUUAACCAAAUAUCAACGCCUAUGGUCAUUGGUAAAUCAAGAUUGAUUGUUAAUUGUGCUCUGUGAUAUAAACACAAUAAAAAAAAAAUGAUUGUUAUGACUAAUGGUGAUUAUCUGAACAAUUUAACUCAACCACCACCAUCACCAAUCCUUCAGUUGAUCAUAAACAAUUAAACCAACCACAAUUAUGAUUAAUAACAUCAAGUUAAACUUAAAAUAAUCAACCAAAUCCAAACCCUAAUCAUUAUAAUCCUAAUCCUCGAUUGAACAACAAAUUAUCAAAAGUUUUUUAAACAAUAAUUGAUACGAUUUUCUUAAUAUUAUUAUUAUUAUUGUGUCUUCGUAAUCAGUGAUCAGUGUGUUAAUUGUGUUAAUUGUUACAAUGAGAACACCUAGUUGGAAGAAAUGGUUAAUUCUAAUUGUUGGAUUGAUGGAGAAUUUAAUUUUCACCGGUUCGAUUCUGGGUUGGUCAGCAUUGAAUUACAUGCUAAAGGAAGAGGGUGUCUAUGAAUCUCUAUGUGAUUUACCUUUGAACUCCGAUAUUCAUAUUCCAAUGAUUCCGAGUAUCUUGCAAAACUAUUCAACAAUUGAAUAUCUUCCCUUUGAAACUCACAAUUUACAACAAUUAGCAACAAUUACCGAAUCAUUAACAACACCAACACCCAAUAUAUCAACAAUUUAUUACUCUGAUCAGGAGCUGACAAUUAACUCAUCACGCUCAUCACCAUCAUCACACUUAAUCAAAACCUGUGGGACUCAGGAUCGGGUAUUAAAUUUAGCUUUUACUGUUGGUACUUUUUUCAAUGGUUUCACUGCAUUUAUAUGGGGAUUUUUGCUUGAUAAAUGGGGCCUCAGAAACGUCCGAUUAUUAAUUAAUGCAUUUCUAACCCUUGGAAGUAUUUCCCUUUGUUUCACUACGAGAGCUCGUUCUUACCUGAUAUUUCCCUCCGUGAUUCUCUUAUGUCUCGGCGGUGUUCCCCUUCGAAUUGCCAAUAUGCAAAUUGCCAAUCUAUUCCCCAAACAGCGAUCAUCUGUAAUCACCUUCUACAGCGGGGCUUUCAGCGCUUCGGCGUUUACCUUUGUCAUACUUAAAUUCAUGUUCGACGCUGGACUUUCCUUUUAUUGGACAUGUUUCACUUUGGUACUAUGUAGUUUGUCCAUGUUACCGACAACCUUUUUCCUUUUACCAUCGACCGUUAUAAGCGAAGACGAUCUGACCAGUUCAAAAGUGGCUCUUACCUUCACCGGUAAUCGUAAAUAUUACGAGAAAAAUAUCGUCGGUCCAGUUACUUUGGAAAAGUUUCGAUACAUUAAAAGUCCACCAAUGGGCCGAAAGGCUUCACCUUCCCUCACAUCAUCAACCUCAUCCUUACCCACAUGUUCCCUGGAGCCGAUCACAGUUUCCUCAUCAACGACCAAAUUAACAUCGAUUGGCCUUCCGAUCCCUCAAAGGUCAACAUAUGAAGCGGAUAAUUUAGCUUAUGUUUCCCAUGAUGAGGACAGUCUUGGUAAUUUAUCUCACAUUUCAUCGACAUCUACCGUUACCACAGGAGCGGCCACACCAACUUCGUCCGUUGAAAGGUCACCUUCGUCUUUAGCUCCUUCAAUAAUGACGACGAACAAAAUUUCCCCACCAGUAAUACCAUUGAAAGUUUCACUUUUCUCAUUGGCUUUUCUACUUCACCAAUGGUGGUUUUCAUGGUUAAUCACCUACAUGAUCAUGUAUGUUGGAUCAAUGAAUCUAUGGUUAAACAGGGUUACUCAUGACGCUGUGGUCGCCGGUAAUUUUACCAAAAUUUAUGGCCUCAUUCAGAUAUUAUCUCUGGCAUUGGCUCCGUUAGCCGGAUUCUGGAUGGACUAUCAAGUUAACCAAGCUGAUUUAGUUUCAGAUCCAUUGGAAAGAAAAUUGAAACGAAUCGAUUCCGGCUUUUGGCCCAUGAUGUUUACAACUGCAACGCUAGCGGGAAUCUUGGCCUGCCGAUUCUUUGACACUCCGACCGCUAUUUAUUUGUCCAUUGUUUUUAUCACAUUUUUAAGGUCUUUCCUUGUCGCCGUUGCUUCAGCCUUCUUAAGGAUAAGAUUUCCGGGUGAUCAUUUCGCUAGAUUGUUGGGAAUCAUGUCCACUUGUGGAGCGGUAAUUUCAUUGUUACAAUUUCCUCUGUUCAUUUGGGAAGAGGGUUCACCUGAAUGUGCCUUAUGGGUAAAUUUAUUUAAUUGCGUCUGUACAGCUUUAGCUCUUUUAAAUCCUCUUCAUUUGGCCUCACGAAAAUUACAAAUACGAUUAUUGGAAAAGGAGGAGAAACAAUUAAUGAUUGAAUCUGCUAAAUAAAUUGUUAAUUAACUUAAUCAGUUAGAACUAAGAAUCAAUUAAAUUGAUAAUUUCGCCAUUUCAUUUAUUGUAAUAUUUUCUAACUUCAUGUAAAUUGGACUUCGUUAGUCAAUCUAAUUUGUUAAUCAUCUAAUCAUCUAAUCAUAUAUUAUUUUAAAACCUUAAUCCCAAUGAUUAACUAAUUGUUAACUAACUAAUUGUAGCCAAUCACUUAUUGUUAAUAUUUUAAUUAUUUUCUAAACUUGUAACCAAAUCUAAUUUGUCAAUAAAAAGAACAACCAA